AUGCCAUUAUCAAAAAAGCAAAUUGCUCAAAGAAAAAAUUUCAAAAAUCGAUCUAACAAUUCAUCUACAGGUCAAUUUGAAGAAAGCAAAGUAUCAGAUUCUUCUGACUCAGAUUUUAUUUUAUCAGAUGAAAUUUAUUCUUCAGAUUCUACUUCUCUCACAAAAUCACUUACUGAUUAUUUCGAAAAUCCACGCGAGAAAUUCUUUAGAGAAGAUUACCUAGACCCAACAAAAGAUCCAGAACUAACAAACUCCACCAAAAGAGCCAAAGGUGUAAUUCUAAUACUGGCGAGGAAUAGUGAGCUUGAGGGAAUAAAGCCUUCAAUCGAACAACUUGAACGAUAUUGGAACAAUAAAUAUAAUUAUCCAUAU
Entrophospora candida is the source of this 372-nucleotide messenger RNA. The record is from the annotation of a GenBank genome assembly. NCBI's taxonomy places the organism in Eukaryota, Fungi, Glomeromycota, Glomeromycetes, Entrophosporales, Entrophosporaceae.